This is a messenger RNA of Blastocystis hominis, 2312 nucleotides long. RefSeq lists its product as hypothetical. The transcript is spliced from 9 exons. Gene Ontology annotation, biological process: regulation of transcription by RNA polymerase II. NCBI's taxonomy places the organism in Eukaryota, Bigyra, Opalinata, Blastocystidae. Bases 123 to 2312 code for a protein of 729 amino acids. Gene Ontology annotation, molecular function: transcription coregulator activity; mRNA binding. The record is from RefSeq and is a predicted model, not a curated record. Gene Ontology annotation, cellular component: mediator complex; ribonucleoprotein complex; cytosol.
AUUCUCGAUUUUUUAAUACACAUAUUGUAUUGUAAGUACAAUGGGGCAUAUUUGAUGUAACUGAGAGAAAAGGAUUGCCUGUUGUCGUUUUGUGUUGAUGCUAACUAUUUCUUCUAGAAACAAUGCAGACUACCGAUAUUGUUUCCAAGUUCUUCAUCAGAGAGUACUAUACCACUCUCCAUAACGAUUACAAGAGCAUUUACCAGUUCUAUGCUCCCGACUGUUUCAUGUCGAUCGCGAUGACUAACAAGCCGGCGUUGAAGUGCAAUGGAAAGGACAAGGUGAUUUCCCUUCUUGAAGAAUUUAAUCUGAAAGAAGCCGUUUGGAACCUUGACAACGGUCAUGUGAGCGUUGCCCCCUUCGAACAUGGUGGUAUGAUCAUCCUUGUCAGUGGUCAGAUCCUUCUCUCGGACAACAAGGAGCGCUUCUUUUCGCAGAGCUUCGUAUUGGGCAAGAACUCCGAGUCUGGCAACGAAUUCUACGAGAUUCGCCACGACAUGCUUCAGCUCAUCGACCUCGCCGAGAUGGACCAAUUCGUGGAGGUCGAAGAGGAGGUCGUGGACACCGCGGAGCCCCUCCCUGUCCCUGACUCCAUUCCCUCUUCCCCGUCUUCGGAGUCUUCUCCAGAGCCCUGUCCCGCGUCCACUUCGGAGUCUGCCGCGCUCCCCUCCGCUUCGGCUCCCGCUUUCGAGCCCGCUUCCUCCCUGGACUCGCUCCCUGUCCCUGCGGCCGAGUCUGCUUCCGAGCCCGCCGCCGAGCCGGCUGCUGACGCGCCGAGCGACGCCAAGCCGGCUGCCGAGCCCGCCGCUGCGGAGCCUGCCGCUGCCGAGCCCUUCAUCCCCUCCAUCCCCGAGGCGCCCAAGGCUCCCGAGGCCCCCAAGGCCGAAACGCCCGCGCAGGCCGAGAAGGAAACGCCCGUGAAGGAGGAAACGCCCGUGAAGGAGGAGAUCCCCGCGGAAGUGAAGGCGGAGGCGCAGCAGGCGCAGCAGGCGCAGCAAGCGCAGCAAGCGGUGAAGGAGACGCAGCCGGGCGCAGGGGAGUCGGCAAAGCCGGAGUCGAAGCUCGCGGAGUCGGGAAUUUCCGAGUCGAAGGAAGCGAAGACGGAAGGAAAAGCGGAGACGAAGGAAACGAAGGCGAAGACGGAAGUGAAGAAGAAGCCGACGACCCCGCAGGGCAACCAGGGAAGCCAGGGAAGCCAGGGAAGCCACCGCGGGCACGGCCGGUACCCGCAUUAUGGACACGGAUACAACGAGGCGGCGAGCAGCGAUAAAAACGCGAACAAUGACGACGAGUUCGUGACGGUGAAGUCGCAUUUCCCGAGUAAAAAGCGGACGAUGGCCGGGUCGAGUCUGUUCGUGCGGUUCCAGGACGCGAUGAUCAAUCGCGACGCGCUGAAGCAGACGUUCAAGAGUGAGGGAACGGUGGUGAAUGUACAUGUGGUGGAGAACCGGAUGUUCGCGUACGUGGACUUUGCGGAGGAGGGAGCGGCGAAGAAGGCGGUGGAACGCGCGCAGACGAAGCCGUUUUAUAGAUGGGGAAGGGCUAUGGGAGAAAACAUCGGAGUUGGAGGGAGUAGAACGCAUGCUGGGUUUAGUAGCGAUGUUUGUUGGAAUGCACUUGUUAUGCAGGAGGGCUGUCAGACUUUCACGGGCUGUCAUCUUUGUGUCGUGGACAAGGUGACCAACACGGAUGACGCUCUGAAAAAGAUCGUACAAACACUGGAACAAUAUGACGCUACUUAUCAGGGGACCUGGCGAUUAGGCAUUGAGCAAUAUCGAAUCAAGAGCGAAUUCGCGUCUUCCGUCAAACAUAAGGAGUUGAGUUCGGAUGUCAUAUCGCUGUGCACGUCAUCCUCGUUCCCGCAGAAUGUGCUAGUUUGUGGGAAAUAUUCAUCGGUGAUUGCAGAUCUGGGAAUGAGCAUGCUUUUUAGUGAGUAUUUCCGGUUUUACGAAUGUACGCACUCGAUCGUUGUUCAAGGUCACUACUACCGCCUGAACGAUUUCAUCAUUCGCUAUGGGUCGGUUCGGAAGGCUGAGGAAGAUCUCCAUCAAGUCGUUUUGGAUUUCGAGUACCUCGUUUCCGGACAUCCAAGAUCCUUGAUCUUACUUCGCGAACUCCAUCGAGUGAUUUAUCCGUACGGGAAAUACGUUCCAACGAGCUUUCUGAAUUAUUCGACCUGCACAAUGCCUAUUUCCUCUUCCUCCAAUCUCUUUUCGUUCUCUGAUCUGGGAUUUAUGUACGCGGGGAUCGCUGGAAUGCAUUUUGACACUGCUUUUAAUCGGAAGGCGCGAGUGAAAACUGAAAAUGAAUAA